Messenger RNA from Aplysia californica (California sea hare), 3293 nucleotides. RefSeq lists its product as uncharacterized. Gene Ontology annotation, molecular function: protein binding. The coding region runs from base 575 to 2992 and encodes 805 amino acids. The transcript has 15 exons. NCBI's taxonomy places the organism in Eukaryota, Metazoa, Mollusca, Gastropoda, Aplysiida, Aplysiidae. The record is from RefSeq and is a predicted model, not a curated record.
AUUAAUGUCGAAAAAAUAAAGAUCUAGGUCUAGACGUAGAUUCUAGGCCUAAAUUCUAUGUGAUGAUAAAACAGGUCUCAUACGUGUUAAUUAAUUAAGGGUGUACCAUACAUUAUGAGACAGAACCAAUCGAUGCGUUUAGCUCGCAAGCGGAAGUCAGUUCCUUCCACAAGUGCGUGACAUAACCAAAACAACACAUUCCUUGAGUCACAGUGGCUGCGGUAACUGAUAGGCAGGCUUAUUUAUCCGUUUUACUUCAUGUUUAUCUUUGACAGUUGACUUUGAUGACCUUUUCCGGAAAUGGUAAAGCUUUAUGUGAAUUUCUAUUGCUGAUUUCCCUCCUCUGUACUGACCCAGCGUCGUUCGUGUCUCAAAGGAGGUCCUGUCCAUCAGUAGGGACACCUCAAAGUGACACCAGUGAUAGUAAUGACAGAUAUCUUGCCUUGACGUCUCAACAAGGUUACACAGAGCUGUGAUAGGAGCUAGAGACAUAUCGAACUAUUACAUUGGAUUUGGUGCUAUCCUGCUAUUCUGAAAGCGUUUGGACAGCUGCAUUUGAUUUGUAGCUUUGACCAUGUCAGUGACAGCGACCAAGAACAAAGGGAUGAAGAAAUUUGUCAUGGACAACAAGGGUUUCAUUGACAAUCUGCAGGAUCAUGAAAUCUCCAAGACCUUUGCCUUUGGCAAUGUGUGCCAGAACUGCAGUCUGCUUUGCGACUAUUUUAGUGCGGGUGGCAAUCUCAAUGCCAGAGACAGCAAAACCGGGGAGACGUUCCUCCACAUGCUGUGCAACUACACCCACCUGUACCUGACAGCCAACGGCACCCGCAUCAUGUACCUCCUGUGCACCAAGCUGGACCCAGACGUCACAGACCUCCGUGGCGACACUGCACUGCACAAAGUUGUGAGGGUCCCGGGAGCCUGGCGCUGCAUUGUCGCUUUGUUGAGGUGUGGCUCUUGCCCCUUGAUAAAGAACAAUGCUGGACGAACUCCUGAGGAUGAGAUUCUGCACCUGAAAAACACUGGAUGGCAAGAAAAUCUGCACUGGUUGAGAAAGUUCAAGCCAGGCCUUUGGGCAGCUGUGAAGAGUCAGAAUCCGGACCCGGUGCUGAUUGAGCGACUCCUGCGCUAUUGGUGCCGCACCACCAAGAUCAUUGGCAAGGAGACCGUCAAUCUGAAAUGCCUGGUUCACAUGUGUGAGACCCAGCUUGACACAGUGCUCAUCCUGGAGAAAUAUGAGAACACCAAUGAGAUGGCACUGGCCAUGCUGAGUGGCAAGACACACUUCAUCGAUAUGUGGAAAUUGGCAGAAAAUCUCCAGAAAGUGGAUAUUAAUACCAAGGACCACUCGUACCAAUUCUACUACAGAGACUACCCGACGGCCCCCCGCCCCCUCAUGGCAGCGGUGUGGGAGAUUGACCAGCUGGAACUGAUUCAGUCGUUUAUGGAGCUCCAUCCAGACACUUCCAUCAAGUACACCUUUGAGUCGGAGGCCACCAGUCCUCCAAAACCUCUCUUCUUCCAGCUGGUCAAUCCAAAGUCAAGACCACAGAAUGAAGCUAUCACAUCACUGAUCCUGAGAGAUGCAGACCUAAACAUUCGUAAUACCCAGGGCCAGACUGUGCUGAUGGAGGCCAUGUACAAUGGUGAGACAGAAGGCAUCAUCAGAGCUAUCCUCAACUCAGGGGUCAAUGUGGCAGCCCGGGAUUCCAAUGGAAGAACAGCCAGGGACCACAGCAUCUUACUCAAAAGGAAUGACUACAGAGAACUGAUAGACAGCCACAUCAUCGAGAUGGUUCAGGACUGUGACAUUCUUCGCCUGGAGGCUCUGGUGCUGCAACUCUAUGAGCACGUGGCCCCUGUCUGUGCCCGCCACCAGCUGCUCUGCAUCGCCAGACAGAAGUGUUCCAAGCAGCUUCACGAGCUUCUCAAGAAUGCAGCUGGCACUCAGGCUGUGGUGAAAAAGCUUUUCAGCUUUGUCAAGUCAGGGAACAAAGUACAGCUGAUGAGACAGAUGACUCGAAAGUACGCCAACGCACGAGACAAGGCGGGCCGCUCUCUGCUACACUUUGCCAUCCAGCACAGUCUGACAGACAGCUCAGGGAAGACACAGCAGCUGCCGCCCAGAGGGCUCCCCACAGUAAGAGGGGAUGUCAUAAUGGAUGACAUCUCAGUGCGCGGCGUGGCGAUUGAAUCCCUGGAGGACCCCACCCACAACAGUGACACCACACAACUUCACGGCAGAGGAUACCGCUGUCGGGUUCUGGACAGCGUGAAGAAAGAAUGUAAUCGUUUCAAAAAGAACCGCUGUCUGUUCUCCAAGUGCAUGAACCAAGACAACUUUACCCCUGACCAUGUUGGAGUCAUCAAAUAUCUUGUGCAAGAGUUUCCUUUUAUGCUUGGACACAGCAACAAUCUUGGACAGACUCCCUUGCACUAUGCCUACAUCUACACUGCCAACCAAGAGGUCUUGGAUUUGUUGAAAACCACUGGAUCUUGUGAGCACAUCAAAGAUGUGUAUGAUUUUGUUCCUGAAGACUAUGACUAUCUCCAAUGUGGUGUUCAAACAUUUAAUGUGAGGCGAAAGCCAGCAGUAAAUGUGGACUUGGAUAUUUUCCUGACAGAGUCAGAUUUUGAGCAUCAAUUUGUCAAUGCUGUGAAGAAUGGUGAUCAGGAAGAAGUGAAAAAGCUUUUAGUUCCCCUGCUGGAGCAUGGAGGAGAGUCCAGAUUUAGCUGUGUUCUCUUUGACUGCCUUGACAAGGGCUACUUUGACCUAGCCAGCUUCCUGGUGGAGGCAGGGUUUGAUAUUGAUAUUUCCAAACAGUAUGAGGUGUGUGACCCUGACGACCCCAUGUGUGCCAUGAUGGAGUGUGGCCACGCCUCCACCACCUUCAAGCAGCGGGCAGAGGAGCUGGGAGCGACCUCUCUAGUCAGACUCAUAGACUCCAUCUCCUUGGCACCAACACGGACGGCUGUCCACACCUCAAGCUGAUUUCAAAAAGUGGAGACAGGAGAAGAGAAGUGGAAAGACCUAGAUGACUCUGUGGUAGGCAGGGUUUGGUCUUGCAGACUUGAUGUCAGUUGAAGACAUACUAGGGGGUGAGGCUGUGACUGACAAAGGAGUUUCCUUGGGCAUUUCUCUUUUAUUGUUGGUGGCUAAUAGCCUGAUUUUACAUAGUUGUUAAAAAAUUUUCAGGAGAGGGUGAAAGUUAUUAUGCUUUCGUAACAAGUCUAAUAUCUUGUUUUCAUUACUUUAGAAAAAAAAGGCUUGUUAUGGACUUCUGAUUUCUGGA